Messenger RNA from Cataglyphis hispanica, 649 nucleotides. RefSeq lists its product as uncharacterized. Bases 57 to 404 code for a protein of 115 amino acids. The transcript has 2 exons. Lineage: Eukaryota; Metazoa; Arthropoda; Insecta; Hymenoptera; Formicidae. The record is from RefSeq and is a predicted model, not a curated record.
AACAUAAUCUUCAGAAUUUAAAUCUUGCUUCACUAAGUAUUUCGAAGAAAUAAGCCAUGAAAGCAAGCUUAGCUCUUGUACUCGUGCUCGUCUUGAUUUUAGGAAUUACUAUUCCUCAUGGAGUCACUGCUGCAGCUAUGCCUGCGUCUUCUGAUUCAGAAAAACAAAUUAGUUCGGAAAAAAUGAAGCUCGAAGAAAUUUUGUUGAAAAUAAAAGUGAUUGUUAAAGAAAUGAUGCCGAAAAUUAAACUGGUUGUUUUAGAAGAACUUAAACCGAAAGUGGAAGAAUUUAUAUCGAAAUUAAAACCGCUUAUAGAAGAAUUUAAAUCGAUACUGAAAAAGAACAUUAAAUAUUCCGUUGUUUCAAUUUUUAAAAUGAUGAUACACAAACUUAUGUACGUUUAAUAACAGCGAGAAAAUAAAGAUCCUGACAAUAAGCAUGUAAUUAAAUGACAAAGAUAUCCUAGCAUUAAAAAAAUUAAUCUUAGCAAUCUGCAGAAAACAAAAAGAUUUAAAUAUUUUUCUCGAUGUAUAAAACAUUAUUUCUUAUUUUCGUUCAAAAUGGUUUUUUAUGUUAAUAAAAUAUAUUAUACAUAUCUAUAUGUAAUUGCAAGAAUAAAUUGAAAUAAAUAAUAUUAAGGAAAGAGAAA